Molecule: messenger RNA, 5341 nt
Organism: Phlebotomus papatasi
Lineage: Eukaryota; Metazoa; Arthropoda; Insecta; Diptera; Psychodidae
Gene: Usp10
Exons: 11
Coding region: 145-4587 (1480 amino acids)
Biological process (GO): protein deubiquitination; regulation of autophagy; DNA damage response, signal transduction by p53 class mediator
Cellular component (GO): nucleus; cytosol
Molecular function (GO): cysteine-type deubiquitinase activity; cysteine-type endopeptidase activity
Source: RefSeq, a predicted model, not a curated record
GACAAGUCUGUCAGUGCGAGUUUCCGUCAAGUUCAUUCAUUUCCUGUGUGUAAUUGCUAUAGAAAUUUGUGAAAAAUUAGUGCAAGGCAUUUUGAUGUAAAGAAAAUGUUUAUAACGGACAAGGAAUGUCCAAAAUAAUGUGCCAUGGAUCAGGAUAAAUCGGCGACACAGGAGUGCUACGAAUUCCUAGACCUUUCUGAUGUCAAUGAUACCGAAAGAAGUCAACUUGCGACAACUUUAUAUCCAAGCGAGAAACAACAAGCACAUGUGUCCUGGGUGCAUGAAUCCCUGCAACAGCAACAACACAGAUAUCAGCAUCAACACGCACUUGGUGGAGUCGCAAAUAUUGGGAGUGAAGUUAUUACCAAUAGGGUGCCCCCACAGCAUCAGCAACAGCCACAGGGAGACGCUAGUUGUCACCAGGAGCUCGAACAUGAUCCAGCGGUGAUCAAUAGUUGGCCCGAAGCUCCAUAUGGGCAAGCCACGGCUACGCCAUUGGUACGCAGUUUGAUGCCGCGUUUGAUACAACCAUUGGCGGCAGCGGCGGCGCUCCCCAUUUAUGCCAUUGUGAAACCCACCUUGGCUCCCCUGGCAGCUGUGCCUUUGAGCAUGCCGGCCGUUGCGGGUGCUGCAGUUAAUGGCAACAAUUACGAAAAGACACCAUCUGAGACAGAAACGGAAUCAUCUGUAGCGACUGAUUAUACGGAAUUUGUGCAUCAUCAACCAUCGCAUCAAGGACAACAUCAUCAGCAUCAUCAGCAAUCAAAUACGGAAAUGUCGCCUCAUUCGCAUCAUCAGCAUCAACAGUCACAGACAUCGGGCCAUCAGCAGAUAUCUGGACAGAAUGCAGCCGGAGGAGGGGGACAGCAUACGACAUUGGCAUCAAUGUAUACAUCGGGUGGACAUGGGCAGUCGACGGCAUAUCUACCACAGGGCUCACAGAUGUAUCAUCAUCAGAUGCUGCAACCGUCGAUGCCUGGCAAUGUCUAUGUGAGCAAUAUGACGGCCAAUGUGAAUGUUCAUAGUUUUCUUGGUGCUCAGAUGCCACCACAGCCGUAUAUGCAGCCAACUGCUCCGCCUUUCCUGCCCAAUGACAUGACCGGGCAGACUGUUGUGGCCACGUCACACGAUCAGUCGGCUGUCCAUCAGCCAGUGAAUAUGCCGAAUAUGCGAAUGGGUGGCGGAGGUGGUCCGAGGCGUGGUGGCAGGGGCAACAAAGGGGGAUCACAUAGAAGGGGGGGCGGAGGAGGGAGUGGAGGGGAUUAUGCAUCGCGUCAACAGCAGGAUCUGCAGCAGCAACAACAGAGGCAGGAACAGCAACGACAGCAACAGCAACAGCAGCAGCAGAAUAAUGCUGGAGUACCACAGCCGCAGGAGAUGAUGCCACACAUGAUGGAACCGCAUCAGGUGAUGGGUGCUCCAGGGUAUGCAACAGCUCCACCUCAGCUCUACUAUCCCUAUCAACCACCAAGUUACUAUCAGCCCCACAGUGCCCUGCCACAUCUAUCAGCUCAACAUGCAGCCGGACAUCCUCUCUACGUUCAGAGUCCUGCCCUGUCCAUGUAUCCGCCUGGCCAUCAGAUGGGCUAUCAGACUCAUCCGAGUAUGUUGAUGUACCACACGGCAAUGAUGUCACCGGCAGAGUAUGGAAUGAUGGAUGACAAGGGAGAUGAUCAGAGUGUUAUGAGUGAUGGUAGUGUUGGUGUGAUAGGACCAAUGUGGCAUCCUCAAGUCCAAAUGGAUUUCCCACUGGAUCACGGUGUUAUGCAGCCAGGACAGGAAGAAUACCUCGUACAGCCAGAAAUGAUGGAUGAUCCUGCAGCCGGUGCUUUGAUAAUGCCAACUAUGAUGUCACCUCAGCAACAACCACCACCAUCGCCAGCUCCAACGACUGGGCAUCAUGUCCUGAAUCCGGAUGUUGCCAAUUUUAUCACGAGGAAGCAACAGAUGGAGCAACAGGCACAGCAACAGAGUCAAAUGGUACAUCAGCAAAUGCUACCAACGGAUUUUGUGCAGAAUCAAACAAUGGUGAAACCUGUGACGUCACCACAGCCUGUGACAGAGACAAUCCCAGUGGCAUCAGUGACAGCUCAGGAGAUGCCAUCAGCCUCUCCCAAGUCCCCAGUUGUAGUAUGCAGCAGCAACGAUGAACAACAGCAAAUGUCCCAGGAAAUGCAUCAUCAUCAUCAUCAGCAGCAACAGGUAGCAUUCUAUGAGGAAUGCCGGGAAGAAAAUACCGACAACAACAUUGGAAAAAUUGAGACAGUAGUCACCAUUGAGUCAGUACAACAACAACAACAACAGCAACAACAACAGUCGUGUGAACAAAACAAUCUUUUGGGCAAUGUGACAGUUCCUGAGAAUGUGCCAAGUGUUGCUGCAAUCAACAACAACAACAACAACAACGUGGUGAAGCCUCUGAAGCAAGAGGAUACCACUCGAUUGGCCAAGAUGACAAAUGAUAAGUUGAUGAUAAAAAAUGAUCGAGGACAGAAGCCACCGGUAUGGAAUAAGAAGAGUACAACGAGUGUUUCAGUGACGGCACUUCCAUCAUCAACACCAAUUACAACGUCACUAACACACAAUAAUGCUGACGUCAAACAACAACAACAACCCAAAGUAUCUCCUCCACCAUUUGCCAAUCAGAAAUCUGUCGCUAAGGCCUUGUCAAAUGCCACAACACAAGUGCCAAAGGUAAGUGAAAUCAAUACAAAAUCACCGAAUCUGAGUGAACAAAAUUAUGUGGCAUCGACCGAUGGAUCGGCGGAUAAAAAGACUGAAGUAUCAACGUUGCUGAAUAAAACUGUACAGGCAAUUCCUCCAAUAGCUCAUUCAGUAGCAAAUGUUGAUGCGAAACAAAUACCAACUGCUGCUGUCACGACAUUUGAAUCGAAACAAGUGGAAGUUCUACCUCAGAUUCAGCAACAACAACAGAGUAACGUUGUUGAGAGCAGUAGUGAAAAAGUGACUACAAAUGGUGUUCCUCAAGUUGAUUGUGUCGUGACAAGUGAGAAAGGAGGAAAAUUGGAGACAAAUAGUGUAGCUACGUCAACAACGCCAAUUGUUGCUGCUGCUGUAGUCACAACAACAGCUCCGGCUGUAGUUGCAGCACCACCACCAAGUAAAUCAUGGGCGAGUCUUUUCUCGUCUGACAGCAAUUCAUCAGCAUCUGGUGGAGGACAAUCAUUGAGUGGGAAUAAGAAACCUGUGGCGAAGGUGCCACCAUUUGAACCAACACAAACUCUGCCAAUUGGUGGAUUGUCGUACUCAGCUGCAUCUGCACUUGGGUUGCCAACGAUAGAGCAGACGACAGCUUCAGCUAAAGUUACUGCAAAAUCGACUAAAUCCACAGUUGAUGAUCGUAGUCUAAAAUUGGGAGAAUUCUUCUCAAAGUAUCAAAUUGACAAUAGUAGUGUUAUUCUCUGCCCACGUGGUUUGACAAAUCGAUCAAAUUUCUGCUACAUCAAUGCCAUUCUGCAAGCUCUUGUGGCUUGUCCACCCUUCUAUCACAUGAUGAAGAAAAUACCACUGGAACCGCCAGCCUUUCGUCAAAAGACCAUUACGCCCAUCAUUGAUGCCAUGGUUGAACUUGUAUCGGAAUUUUCAACAAUGCCACCAGGAGCUCGACUUGGAAAGCGUGAAAAGGGCUCCAAGGGGAAGGAUGAAAUUGAUUUGAUGUGUGAUAUGGCCUUUGAACCAACUGUCAUUCACAAAAUGCUCAGCGGAAGCCGUUCAGAGUUUCAUGUGGAGGGACGCCAGGAAGAUGCUGAAGAAUUUCUUGGUUUCAUUCUCAACGGACUAAAUGAUGAGAUGCUUGAGUUGAUGAAAUUGGUGGAUAAGCAAUCGAAUAUGUCUAAUGGUGAGCAGGCAAAUGGAGAAGUGCAGACUGAGGAGGGUGGUGACGAUUGGCAAGUGAUUUAUGGCAAUCGGAAUAAGGGAACUGUUACAAGAACAACAGAUUUCGGUAGGACACCAAUCAGUGAUAUUUUUGGUGGUCAGCUGAGAUCUCGUGUUCAACGUGAAGGUGAUCACUCAACAGAUGUUAUUCAGCCAUUUUUCACACUUCAACUUGAUAUUGAGAAAGCAGAAUCUGUGAAGGAGGCCCUUGAAAUUCUAGUCGUGAAGGAUCAAUUGGAGGGUGUGACAUGUUCAAAGACAAAUCAAGAGGUUGCAGCAUGGCAGCAAGUGACAUUGGAAAAAUUGCCAGUGGUGUUGAUUCUUCAUCUCAAGUGGUUCGAUUUCAAGAUGGACAGCUGUACAAAAAUUCUCAAAACUGUGGAAUUUCCCAUUGAACUGAGAAUUGAUACAAAAAUUCUGUCAUCGAAGAAAUGCGUGGCGAAACAGCGCCAAUACAAAUUAUUUGCUGUAGUCUAUCAUGAUGGCAAAGAGGCGUCUAAAGGACACUAUAUAACAGAUGUUUUCAACAUUGGAUACGCAUCGUGGAUCAGAUAUGAUGACAGCAUUGUGAGAUCUGUUUCUGAACAAACAGUUCUCCAUCCGCAUCUACCCAAAGUUCCCUAUUUGCUCUACUAUAGACGUUGUGAUACAAUAGGGCCCCAGAGUCAGUCAACAUCGACUGCCAAGUAAGAAAUAACAAACAAAAAAUAUUAUAUUAAGCUCCUGUCCUUCCUCUUAACUCCAUUGACAAAAAAAUCUUAUUCUUUAAUUACCUUCAAGAUUAUUCUGUGAAAUGAAGAAAAAAAAAUUAAAUUAAGUUCCGUGUGAAUUUUGAUUUUUCACCUUCCAAUCUUCCUUUUUCCUACAAAAUUUUUCUUUUCGUUAUACUUGAUCUAAUUGUGGUGCCCUAAAUUUAAAGUAUACAUCUAAAUAAUAUGUGUGUAUGUAAUGUAAAUAUUAUUAACCUUUGUUAGAGUUUUACACUUUACUGGAAAGUUGAAUUACACACAAUUUUUGGACGAUGUAUGUUUCUUGAUAUUUCAUUUGGCUUUGAAAGAGGGAACAAAAAUUAUUAAAAUGAAGAAAAUAUGGUUAAUAGCCUCGAUAAAAUACGAGGUUGAAAGAAAAAAAAAAUUAUUUGGAUAUAUGAAGGGGAAGUGAAUUGACAGAGAAUAUUACCAUUCAAUUAAUAUUAAAAGUUAGGUAGUACUUUUUAAAUUACACUGUAGAUUGAGAAAAUUCAUUUAUUGUUAUGUUGUUUUUUUUAUUUACAUUAGAAUUAACUACAAAUCAAGUCAUAAGUUUAUUAUUUUAAAAUAUGUGGUACCAUACGAAAUAAAUCACUUGAAGUAAAAACAAAUGAUGUAAAGGAAUCAUCCCAGUAACUCCUGUAAGAAAAUGUUUAUGAAAUAAAUACUUGGAUGAAUUUAUGUAUAAAAAAAAA